Rotaria sp. Silwood1 is the source of this 642-nucleotide messenger RNA. The record is from the annotation of a GenBank genome assembly. Lineage: Eukaryota; Metazoa; Rotifera; Eurotatoria; Philodinida; Philodinidae.
AUGAUGGAAUUAAUUAAAAGUAAACAAAAUGAUGAUAUCACAAAAGAACUUAUUACAUCAAAAGAACUUGAUCAAUUGAUGCUUCGUUUUACACGAAUUUAUCGAGAUGAAUCUGGUAAAUUUCAACGAGAUCAUAUGGAUCAAGCAUAUUCUUGUAUAAUGAAAGAACAUUAUGGUGAUGUUGGUGUUGAGUUUAUUAGUCCAACAUUUGGUUCAAUGUGUAGUCCGUCAAUUAUAACUAUUGUUCUUACAGGUCCUAUUAAAAACGAUGAUGAAAAAAAAUUAUCUAUUAAGAUUUCUAAACAAACAAAUGAUUGGUCUGUAGAAAUAGAACAAUUUAUAUUAAAUGGUAAAGUUAUUCAUUUUAAAAUGCCAUUUUUUCAAUAUCCACCUAUGAGUCAUGUAAAAGCAAAUAUUAGUGUUUACUAUGAGAAUGAAAAAAUUCAUGAAUCAAUUUAUCUAUAUAUGAACUUUUCACAUGUACUCCUCCAUGAUCAUUUAAAUGAAUCAAUUAAAAAUUUUGAUGAGUUAAUGACGAAAAAGAAACAUGGUCAUGGUAUUGUCAACAAUACAUCUUCGAUGCCAUCUAACUCACAAUUAAAAUCGAAAAGGAAAUCUACAAAAUGUUUAAAUAGGAGAUAA